This is a messenger RNA of Bipolaris zeicola 26-R-13, 1023 nucleotides long. RefSeq lists its product as uncharacterized. Lineage: Eukaryota; Fungi; Ascomycota; Dothideomycetes; Pleosporales; Pleosporaceae. Bases 1 to 1023 code for a protein of 340 amino acids. The record is from RefSeq and is a predicted model, not a curated record. The transcript has 2 exons.
AUGUCUUCAUGGGACGAAAUCUACAGCCGCCUCAUCUUCAAAAGCGGCAUAGGCUUCAUAUACCGCCAGGUAUGCAUGCACCCUCCUCCAAUAGCAACAGACNUCAACCUUGACGGCCAAACAACCAUCAUAACCGGGUCAAACACCGGUCUGGGGUUUGAAGCAGCACGGCAACUCCUCCAGUUAAACCUUUCUCGGCUUGUUCUAGCAGUCCGGUCCGAGACCAAAGGCAACUUUGCGGCAGAAACCCUUCGCAAGGAGUUUCCGCACGCUCAAAUAGAGGUCUGGAUCUUAGAUAUGGAAGAUCCUGAGUCAGUAUCUGCAUUCGCUACAAAAUGCCAGAAUCUGGGUAGGCUGGACAUGGUCAUUCUCAACGCUGGCGUGCAGAACAAGGACUAUGUCUUAUCGGCCAAGACAGGAAGGGAGCAGACUUUCCAAGUGAACUACCUCUCCACGAUCAUGCUGGCCGUACUUCUUCUACCGAUACUGAAAUCCAAAGCAAGUCUAGCAGGAAAACCUGCCAGGCUCACGGUGGUGACAUCAACGACCGCAUAUUUCGCAGAUUUCGAUCACAAAAAAGCAAUUUUACCGCAGUUUGAUGAAGCUUACGAUGUUACGAAGUGGUAUGCGCGCGAGAAGUUGCUACAAAUGAUUUUUGUGAGAAGACUGGCAGAGCUAGUCAACUCUGAUGAGGUAGUUAUCAACACGGUAUGUCCGGGAUUAGUUGGAGGUACGGAAAUUUGGCGUUCCUUGAACGCAAGCUUUGUCCUGAGAUGUUUGCUCUCAGUUUACUUCUACUUAUUCAGUAGAAGAUUGGAAACUGGGGCCAGCACGUAUGUACAUGCUGUGGUGGUUGCAGGUCGAGAAAGCCAUGGAGGCUUCUUGAGUGACUGGGGGGUACGCCCAUAUCCAAAUGUUAUGUAUUCAAAGCGUGGCAAGAGAUUGACAGAGAAGGUCUUGAGCGAAAGCAGAGAGACGCUCAGAUCUUUGAACGUUCCAUACGCCCUGAUAAAGGAUCUCUAG